Molecule: messenger RNA, 1943 nt
Organism: Paramuricea clavata
Lineage: Eukaryota; Metazoa; Cnidaria; Anthozoa; Malacalcyonacea; Plexauridae
Source: the annotation of a GenBank genome assembly
AUGUGGAGAAAGUUGGAGGCCCACUACGAUGACGCAAGUGCAAGUGUUCAAGCGGCACUGGCUGGUUUACAACGGCUAAAACAUGUGGAGAGUGAAGAUUACAGAGCCUUAAUAGAACUAGUGGAUGAAGUAGAAGCUGCUUACUGUCAGCUUCAGGAACUUAACCAUCUAAGCAUUCUAACAAUGAGAGAUGUUGACCAUAUUACCGAAUUUUUACCAAGCCAUGUCAGAGUUGAGUGGAUUCGCAAGUACCAAGAUAUGUCAUCUGCUGAGAAGGUAAACCCUUUCCCACAUUUUAUGAAAUUCAUGGAACGUGAACGUGAAGCUGUAGCCAGGUUAGCUGAGAAUCAACCUGCAAAGAAAAGAUUACCGAGGUUUGAGAGAUCGAGAGUAAAAGGACAGCAAUAUCAGAUCAAUGCUGCCAGCCGAUGAGGGAAGUUCUACAAGUGUGCUUUUCCUGCGCACAGAAAGGACAACACUAACCACAAAACCUGUGAGUGCAAUGAAUUCAGUGCAAUGAAUUCAAGUGUCCGGUAAACAAGGAAGAUAUGAACUCUUGAAACAAGUAAAUGCCUGCUUCAAGUGCUUUGGCAACCACAAGAGACAAGACUGCCCCAAGACUGAUCCCUGUUCAUCCUGUGGAAGCAAGUCACAUCACCAACUACUGUGCAAGACAAAGAGUCCCCCAAAUAUCCCACCAGAACAACCGGAAGUACGGGACGACAACCGUGAAGGGAAAGAAAGCAAUGUGGUUCAAAGCGACACCCUAGCCCUUUAUCCUAUUUACCAAACCACCGUAGUCGAAAGCGGUAAGUCUGUGAGUGUCUUCUGCGAUGGAGGGUCAAAUUCAAGCUACAUUACUCAUCGUGCAGCAGAUAAGAUCGGGGCCAAAGUUGUACGAAAGUUAACCCUCGACGUAACUACUAUGGGCAACGUUGAAAAAACCUAUAGCACGCGCGAGUACCAAUUUACAGUGAGAACUCGUACCGGUAGAAAGGUUACCGUUAACGCAUUUGGCAUGGAAAGAAUAACGGGCCCAGUGAGCAAGCUUAACCCAGAUGUAUUGGUCCAAUUGUUUCCCGAUCACGACCCAGAGUCCCUUCAAAGGAAGUCUAAACAUAUUGAUGUGUUACUCGGGUGUGACUACUUCGGACUUCACCCAAAGAAUGAGGAAGCGCGGUGUGGCGCGAACCUUAGCAUAAAGAGCGGCGAAUUGGGAAUUUGCCUACAAGGAACACACCCAGAUCUUAGAGAAGAAACGUACCACGACGCGAACCUGGCAAGAACAAUCCACGAUGUUCGACACAAGGCUGAAACGUAUUUUGCCAGCCUUGGAACUCAUCCUGAAUUCACUCGUCAAGGAUUAUCGCCCGAAAGCUUGAACGAGAACACCGAAGUUUACCAUUGUAUGUCCAAUGCCACCAAGUCCAAGGGUGACCGAGGAGCGGACAAUCAGAUAGAGAAUUUUAUCCGAAGCGAAGAAUUGGGUACGGAAACGUCUCCUCGCUGCGGUGGUUGCCAUUGCAACAAAUGUCCAAGUGUUGGACAUACGUAUUCCUUCAAGGAGGAACAAGAGCUGAAAAUGAUUCAAGACAACUUGGAAUACGAUGAGCAGAAUCAUUGUUGGAGAACGGGUUACCCCUGGUUAGUUGACCCAAAUAGCCUUCCUGACAACUACAGUGCAAAGUACUGUGACUUGGCUACACUGCGAAGUACCGAACAAACUUUAUCUCGAGACAGUAAAUGGGCUGAGACGUAUAAAGACCAAAUGAAAGAUAUGGAGGAUCGUCAAGUCGCCCGCAAGUUAACGCCACAAGAGCUGAAAGAAUGGAGAGGACCGGUAUUCUACAUCGCACACCUGGCUGUGGUCAACCCUCGUUUGAAUUCGACACCAGUACGAAUUGUCUUCAACUCGAGCCAAAGUCACCGCGGAGUAUCCCUGA